This is a messenger RNA of Neogale vison (American mink), 528 nucleotides long. Its product is annotated as cardiotrophin-2-like. The transcript has a single exon. NCBI's taxonomy places the organism in Eukaryota, Metazoa, Chordata, Mammalia, Carnivora, Mustelidae. Bases 1 to 528 code for a protein of 175 amino acids. The record is from RefSeq and is a predicted model, not a curated record.
AUGUCAAGCCAGGGGGAGCCCCAGGGGCCCACUUCAGUCCCUGCACUCCUGUCUCUGUCUCUCAUUCAGCUCCAGCACCAGGGCAGCCCCUUCAGUGACCCUGGCUUCUCAGCCCCCGAGCUUCAGCUCAGCAGCCUGCCUCCUGCUGCCGUCUCCUUCAAGACCUGGCAUGCCCUGGAUGACGGGGAGCGGCUGAGCCAUGCCCAGGGGGCCUUCCUGGCCUUGACCCAGCACCUCCAGCUCGUGGGGGACGACCAGCGAGAUCUUAACCCUGGCAGUCCCAUCCUGCUGUCUCAGCUAGGGGCUGCAAGACUCAGGGCCCAAGGCCUGCUGGGCAACAUGGCUGCCAUCAUGACCGCCCUGGGCCUGCCCAUCCCCCCUGAAGAGGACACUCUCGGGGUUGUCCCCUUCGGGGCCUCAGCCUUUGAGAGGAAAUGUCGAGGCUAUGUAGUGACCCGGGAAUAUGGCCACUGGACAGACCGAGCUGUGAGGGACUUGGCUCUGCUCAAGGCCAAGUACCCUGGAUAG